AUUGUUUAAGGAAAUAAUAAGAGUGAAACAGUGAAACAAUUUGAAUGUAUAAUCAUUUGAUAUUUAAAAGAAUAUUAUCGAAAAUACUCACCAGUAGAAGCAGAACAUUAUCCACUGUAAUAGCCAACAAUAUGGAGGGAGUGAUCACAACCACUGCUGGCCUGAAACGUCCAGCUACCAGCAUCCUACCAUCGCCCUCUAAAAAAACGAAUUUUGUCGGCAUUUCUCCCCUUAGGGAGUUGACCAAUGUCAAAACUCCCACUGACAGGGCUUUCAGAGUUUCGAUAGAAGGAAACAUCGGGGCUGGAAAAUCGACCCUCAUCAAAUAUUUCCAACAUAUGGAUGUCAUCGAAACAUACCCUGAACCACUGGAAUGGUGGAGGAACUUAGAAGGCCACAACCUUCUGGAUCUAAUGUACUCGAACAUCACCGAAUGGCUCAGGGUGUUCCAAAGUUACGUGCAAUUCACGCGAUUGGCCAUCCAGACGUCGAAACCUUCUAAGAGUACCACCACCGUGCAAAUGUUCGAAAGGUCGAUACAGAACAACAGGUUCUGUUUCAUGGAACAGGCUCAUAGGAGCGGGUACUUGCAUGGUGCGGAUUAUACGGUGCUCGAUCAUUGGUACAGGUGGAUCAGAGCCAAUGAGGACAUCAGUUUGGAUUUGAUAGUUUACCUGCGAAGCACACCCGAAGUCGUCUACGAACGGGUGAAAGCUCGAGCCAGACCCGAAGAGAGCGGAAUCACCCUGCAAUAUCUGACAGAGCUCCACGACAGUCACGAGCGAUGGCUCAUGACCGACGACGAGCGGUUCAACACCAUCCCGGUUUUGGUGUUGGACGCCGAUAAAACGAUUGAUGAGAUCACUCAGCAGUACAAGGAGAACGAGAAGAAGAUUUUGGGGUUCGAAAAGCGCGAGAGGAAGAACGUCGAACAGGACGAGAAGGAUAAGGUCAAGAAGGCGUUGUUUUCUUGAUAGGGAAUUCAUGCAGGGAUUCUGUUUGCAACCAAAGAGUUUCUAUAAUAUUUUCCAGAAACAAAUAUUCACGAUAGAAUCCCUAUUAUCAAGACAUUUAAGAGUGAUUUAUUCCACAUAUACAGUGCUGAUACCGGAGUGCCUACAGUUCUGAACCGAUCAUUUCGUUUUUGUUUCACCAGAUAUAUUAUCGAUGGUUCCACGAACGUUUACACAUAUUUGCCAAAUUUAAUUACAAUAUAUGUUGAAAAUUGUGAAAUAUCAUUAUCGAAUUUUUUUAUUGACAAAAUCCCACAAGCCGCGUGAUUUUGUCAUUAUGACAGCGAAAAAAGUUAUGACAACCAGCCAUAAGCAAAAAAAUGAUGAAAUAAAUUGUCUUACCGAAUUACACUCUAGCUUUUUUUGAGUGGAAGUGAACUUGGCAUUUAUAAUUCUUUAUAAAACUGCCAGAAAAAAUUACUCCCUAGGACUCGUAAUUUUUUCAGAGGCAUUUUUUUUUCGUCAAAUUGCCAGGCAACAAAAUUUUUAUUGAUAUAUGUCAAGUUUACUUCAACAAAAAAAAGCUCUCGUGUAAUUAUGAGUGAAAAAUGGGAAAACAAUCUUUGAGAUUCUUUUACUGUUUUCUGAAAAAAAUUCAUGGGGACUUUUGUUGCAUCAGUACGGAUUUAGAAUCAUUUUCAUAGGUUUCUCCGGGUCCUUUGUAAGGCAAGUUAAUUCGGAAUUAGACCAGCUUUGAGAUUAUGCAAUGAUUCUCUUCAGCUAUAGGGAAUCGUAGAAAAAACAAUGGGAAUUAAAUACAGGGCAAUAAAUAAUUAACGCGACCCAACUAACUAAUGAUAGCGAAAUAAUUUUCUAAGAGUGCAAAAUUGUAAACGGUAUUUCUUCGUGUAUAUUUUUGCCUCGAUUUUUGUCGCGUUCUCGUUCGCUGUGUUAUCUUUGAAGUUGGAAAGAUUUCAUGUAUAGUUAUUUUGAGUUAGAGUAGUAAUUUCACCUACUUUUCUUAAUUAUAUCAUAAUGAAAACGUUCUAAAUAUGUAAAUAACAAGAAGUUCAAAUUUAGAGUUGUUUCAACGGACUUAUUGAAUAAACUUGUUGAACCAC
Molecule: messenger RNA, 2074 nt
Organism: Phaedon cochleariae (mustard beetle)
Lineage: Eukaryota; Metazoa; Arthropoda; Insecta; Coleoptera; Chrysomelidae
Source: the annotation of a GenBank genome assembly